Rosa rugosa (rugosa rose) is the source of this 1277-nucleotide messenger RNA. RefSeq names its product 2-alkenal reductase (NADP(+)-dependent)-like. Gene Ontology annotation, molecular function: 2-alkenal reductase [NAD(P)H] activity. The record is from RefSeq and is a predicted model, not a curated record. Lineage: Eukaryota; Viridiplantae; Streptophyta; Magnoliopsida; Rosales; Rosaceae. The transcript has 5 exons. The coding region runs from base 125 to 1174 and encodes 349 amino acids.
ACACACACACAAAGACUGUCCUGACCAUGACCAGUACCCCAGUAGAGUCGGUUAGUGUCAGUGUCUGGAAUAUAUAGAUUGAAGCACACCAGAAAACAGAGACGCAAAGCAAAGCAAUAACGCAAUGGCGGAGUUUGAAGUGAAGAACAAGCAAGUGUUGUUCAACAACUAUGUCGAAGGCUUUCCCAAAGAGUCGGACAUGAUCGUUACCGAUGCUUCCACCAUCAGACUCAAAGUUCCGGCAGAUGCUCCCAAUUCCGUUUUGCUCAAGAACCUCUACUUGUCCUGCGAUCCAGUCAUGCGCAUCCUCAUGAGGAAACCUGGAGACGAAACUUCAUCUUAUUUUACGCCCUAUGCCCCUGGCUCCCCUUUGAGUGGGUAUGGAGUGGGUGAAGUUGUAGAUUCUGGGCACCCAGACUUUAAGGAAGGUGACCUUGUCUGGGGAACAACCAAAUGGGAACACUACACCUUAAUCACGCAACCAGAAAGCCUCCAUAAGAUCCAACACGCUGACGUUCCUCUUUCCUACUAUACCGGUAUACUUGGUAUGCCUGGGAUGACCGCCUAUGCAGGCUUCAAUGAAGUUUGUUCUCCUAAGAAGGGAGAAUAUGUCUUCAUUUCAGCGGCAUCAGGUGCCGUUGGUCAGCUGGUUGGACAAUUAGCAAAAUUGUUGGGUUGUUAUGUCGUUGGAAGUGCUGGAAGUAAAGAAAAGGUUGACCUUUUGAAGAAUAAGUUAAAUUUUGAUGAAGCUUUCAACUAUAAGGAAGAGCAUGACUUAACCGCAGCUCUGAAAAGGUAUUUUCCAGAAGGCAUUGACAUAUACUUUGAGAAUGUUGGUGGAAAAUUUCUGGAUGCAGUCCUGCUCAACAUGAGAGUCCACGGCCGGAUUGCAGUGUGUGGAAUGAUUUCACAAUACCAUCUUGAAAAGCCUGAAGGUGUGACAAAUUUGAUGUGCCUUGUAUACAAGCGGAUUCAUAUGCAAGGAUUUACAGUCCGCGAUUACUAUCACCUCUAUCCCAAGUACCUGGACUAUAUUCUGCCUUGCAUAAGAGAGGGAAAGGUGAUAUACUUGGAAGACAUUGCUAAAGGCCUUGAGAAUGGACCAUCAGCGUUGGUAGGACUCUUUAGUGGUCACAAUGUUGGCAAACAACUAGUUUCAAUUUCCCACCAGUAAGUAACGUACUGAGUUUGUUGGCCUUUCCCUGUACUUGUGUUGUAUAUCUUGCUUGUUCCAAGUAUGUUUAACAUGAAAUAAAAUUUGUGAGGUUAUGCUUGAA